Molecule: messenger RNA, 2064 nt
Organism: Didymosphaeria variabile
Lineage: Eukaryota; Fungi; Ascomycota; Dothideomycetes; Pleosporales; Didymosphaeriaceae
Exons: 2
Coding region: 1-2064 (687 amino acids)
Molecular function (GO): DNA binding
Source: RefSeq, a predicted model, not a curated record
AUGUCAAAUUGGUUUCAAAAUAGGAGAGCGAAGGUGAAACAGGACAUGAAAAAGCAAAUCAACAAUUACAACAUGCAGUUGGGCCUAUACGCGCAACCACAGAUGCCAGGAGCGCCGCAAAUGCCAAUGCCCGUCCCUGCAUCGAUGCCACACUUCCCUCCGCAGAUGGAUCAAGCACAGCCUCAGAUGACUCUUGCUCAAGGGUACUUUCCUGUAAAUGCCGACAUGAGUCCUGCAACCAUGCCAGUCCAAAACGUCGAUCGCCCGUCAGCGCUAGACAUAGGCCCAAGUCAGCAGCAAAUGAUGCUCCAACAGCAAUAUGACAUGCACCAUUCGUUGCGCUCGAUUCCGGAGGCUGACCGAGGGAAUUACGCGCAUCCCAAUGCGGUUAUGCAUUCUAUCAUGGCUGCCACCGCUGGACCGUCGUACAUGCAAAACAACGGUGUUCCAAUGCAACAGCAGGGCUCAAAUUUCGUCUUCAAUGAUCAAACUCCCAACGGCUUGCCGAGUGACAUGCCAUUCUCAAUGCCCAACGACAUGUCCGCCGUGAACGCUGCAUCUGAAGACGACCAAUUCGGCGGCUUUCAGGACUAUCUGUCAUACCUACCAAUCAUCUCGACCGCACCGGCUGAUUUGCAGAUUACCGCAGGAUCCAUGUCGGCGGAUGACUCGCCGUACUCUGGUACUCAGUCGAACACAACUAACCCUUCCUCGAUUGAGCCGAACACUGGUUCAGUGGCAUCCAUCACAUCAAAGUACUCGGGCUGGACUGACACGAAUGGCGACGCGGAGGCCAAACCGGAAAACGACACCGUGGACUUCUUUGCUGGCCCCUACAACAUGCCACAGGGUUCGACUUCGGAGGCCAACUUCUGGGGACCAUCGCAAGGCCAAGGAUUUCCGCGCGUCGACAUGUACCAGCAUUCUAAUGCUUCUGCGCAUGCUGUUCUCUCGUCACCACACAACAGCGGGCGCUCGCUCAGCACUGGGCCCGCGGAUUUCGAGACUCCUGACUUUGGAGGCGAUGUGUUCGCCCGGAGGAAUUCUUCUACGAGCAAUCUUGCCACGAAUAUCGAAGCAAUUCACAUCCAAAAUCAUACGCCAGAGGGCUUCCGAUCACCCACUCAAUCUAGCAUUGCUGCUCGGAGGCAUAAGCGACCGGCCACACUGAACUCGAAUACUCUCAGAAGCGCGUCGUACAGCGGCGGUAUGCCUUCGCCCGGGAACAACAACAACCACGGCGACCAUACGCUCCGGAGGAUCCGAUCUUCCGGAAUCGGCAACGCCGGUCGCGUUCAGAAGCCACAGCCGGGCUCAGCACAGCGCUCACCCAUGUCCUUGACCUUCUCAGAGGCUGCAUCUUCCCCCAAGUUCCAGCGGGCCAUGUCAUCUUCCAGUAUAACUACUGUUGGCCACGGGGGCAGCUUGGCUCCACCUACACCGCAGACACCGAACGAGCAUGGCCGUUUCCCCUACUGGCAAAGCAACCCGACAAUCAGGACUUCUUUGCCGGAUCAUAGUUCUCCGGAGAGCAUGGCUGCGAGUUGGGCCAUGGAGCAGGUCGGAUCGUUUAUGGGAGAGUCUCCGCCUUCGCUGGAGGCAGCGCAACUGCAUCAGGCCCGUCUUGGUGCUGACAUGUGCCGCGACACCCCACCGCAGUCUGCACCGGCAACACAGCCGGGGUUUCCUCGACAAAAUCUGAUGCAACCCCCGCGAAUGAGGGCUGCAUGCCACUCAAGCACUGACUUGACCCUCCAGCAGCCCAAGCCCAGCCAUUUCAGGAGACCAUCGCUUCCCGUCGACGCGCAAGGGCAGGGCGAUGACCACAAUAGCAUGUUCGGUUCCUCAUACGGAGGCUACAACAACUACGAUGAUAUCUCUCUGAGCGGCAUUCAGCACAACGUGCCGUUCGCCCCACCUGUCUCGGCUAUGCCGGACUUUCUGGUCAACCAGUACAUCCCUCCAUCAGGGGACGGAUUCCACGGACACAUGCGACGGACGACGGCACCCGAGGCGAAGAACUACAUCUUUGCCAACCAAGGCCCGCGCGACUUCCGCUCCUGA